UGAGAAGGGAAAAGCAAAGGCGAGAGAGAGAGAGAGGGUGGGAGGGAGGCGAUGGGGGUGGUGAUCGAGAGGGAGAUAUGGGAGCCGAAGCCGAUGUCGUACGUGUUCCUCUUCGCGUCCUGCUUCGCUUCCAUCUCCCUUCUCCCAUACUACUCGAGGGGCAGCGCCGCUGCCAGAGGCGCCGCCGCCUCUUCGCUACUCGAUCUCGGGCCUGCAGCGCCGUUCCUGCGGUUCCAGAGGAGUUUCUUGCUUCUCUACUCCCUCGCCUCAGUAAUGGAAGGGCUGGAAUCGGUGUUUGGGGAGUAUGAGUAUGCACAUUAUGGAAUUAGUAGGGAGCAAAUGGCGAUGUGUCUCGCGGCUGGAGCUGCUGCUGCUCUCUUUCUUGGCUCCUUCUCAGGCAUUCUUUCUGAUGUCAUAGGCCCAAGAAGGGCAUGUGUGCUAUUCUGCAUGCUUCAUCUUCUUGUGGGUGUCUUGAAAAGCAUGAGCAGGCAUCCAAGUAUAUGGGUAGCAAGUGUAUGCCUAUCGCUUGCAUCAUCUGUGUUCUCCUUCUGUUUUGAAACAUGGAUGGUAAUAGAACAUGAGAAGCAAGGUCACCGGCAAGAUUUGCUAAGUGAUACCUUCUGGCUAAUGAUCUUUUUUGAAUCUGCAUGUCUUGUCGGAAGUCAAGGACUAGCGAAUUUAUUAUUCAAGGAUUUUGACAAAGGAUUCUUUUCCCCCUCUGCUCCAGCUGCCCUGUUGGCAAUAAUAAGCAUUCUCUAUAUCAGGAAAGAAUGGAAUGGAUGUCAGCAACAAUCAAUUAUUGGGAGUUACAGAAAGUCAUUCUCUGCACAUGUUCUUAAUGACAAAAGGAUUUGGAUGCUAUCAUGGGCUCAAUCAAGCAUCCAUUUUUCCAUGUCAGUUUUUUGGAUUCUUUGGGCACCAACCAUAGUGGGAGAUGGGAGGGAGGUUCAUCUGUCUCGAUUGUACCCAUGUUUCAUUGGCUCCAGAAUGCUUGGGAGCACUAUUUUUCCUUGGUUCUUUGGUGGUGUAUCAUCACUUCGUAACGAAGAAUAUCUGAUAACUGCAUAUGUUGUUGCUGGUUUGUCUUUGUUAAUUGUAUCUUAUGAUUAUCAGGAGGUUGGUGCUCUGGUAAUACUGUUCUGCAUCUACCAUGCUUGUGUUGGUUUCAUUUUACCUUCACUUGCAAGACUGAGGACAAUGUAUGUCCCAAAUGAACUGCGUGGAGGCAUGAUAAGCUUCUCGUUGGCACCAGCAAAUGCAGCAAUAUUUUUAGUUCUGCUACAAGGUGGUUAUCGCUGGAAACUUGAAGAUUCCACAAUUAUGGCACUUGCUGCUCUUGGGCUGUUAGCUGCUGCUGGUUGCAUUCAUGUACUGAGAUGGUGGAGAAAGCAACCGUGCCCAAAUUGGCAUAAAUCUUGAGUACAUAAUCACAUAAUUAGAUUAGACGAGGAAAGGUAGAUGGUCUGCACUACCCAUCACAUUGUUAGAAGUCCAAGCAAGGUAUGUUCAGUUCAGUGGUUUUCGCAGCAUUGAGCUUUCAUGGGGCACCUUAAGAGCUUCAGAGUAUCGCUAAGAUUGUAAUAUUGAACUGUUUCUAAACUUGCCGAAACUAACACUAACUAGCUAACAGAAAGAAACAUGCCCUGCAAAUGAGGUGAUUAGGUGGCUGUUGCAAGAUGAUGGAAACCUCUACCUGAAAGAGCACUCAUGAGAUGAGCUCCGGCUUUCACAGGCUGUGCACCUAUCCUUGUUUCACAGUGGCAGAUCAGGUGGAUGUCUGCAUCUAGUUUUGUAUAGAAUGGCAUGUAACGUCUGGUUGACCAUGAUAGCAAGGUUAAAAUAAUUUACCUUAAACACAAAAAUAACUUUUUAAGUGUCUGCUAUUGCUUUCCCACAUGCCUUCAAAUUUUCAA
Molecule: messenger RNA, 1913 nt
Organism: Phoenix dactylifera (date palm)
Lineage: Eukaryota; Viridiplantae; Streptophyta; Magnoliopsida; Arecales; Arecaceae
Biological process (GO): molybdate ion transport
Cellular component (GO): membrane
Molecular function (GO): molybdate ion transmembrane transporter activity
Source: RefSeq, a predicted model, not a curated record